AUGUUCAGAAACAACUACGACAACGACUCCGUCACCUACUCCCCCACUGGACGUCUCUUCCAGGUGGAGUAUGCUUUGGAGGCUAUCAAGCAGGGCAGUGCUGCCGUGGGGAUUGCCUCGUCCAACCACGUUGUGCUAGUGGCCUUGAAGAGAAACGUUGAGGAAUUGGGCAGUUACCAGAAGAAAAUCAUCAAAGUGGACGAUCACAUGGGCAUUGCUUUGGCCGGAUUGGCGCCAGAUGCUCGUGUGUUGUCGAACUACUUGAGAAAACUUGCAAUGAACUCCAAACUUGUGUUCAACAGACCAUUGCCCACAUCCAAGGCCGUCUUGCUGAUCGCCGAUAAAGCCCAGGAAAACACUCAACUGUAUGGCUCGAGACCGUACGGUGUUGGGUUGCUUGUGGCUGGCUGGGACGAGACCGGCGCUCAUCUAUACGAAUUCCAGCCCUCGGGAUCCGUUUUGGAAUACUACGGCACCGCAAUAGGUGCCCGUUCCCAGGCCGCCAGAACAUAUUUGGAACGCAAUUUGGAGACAAUACGCUCAUGCGAACAUAUCGAGGACCUCAUUGUACAUGGUUUGAAUGCCUUGAGAGAUACAUUGUCCCAAGAUAUGGAAUUGACCAUCCGGAAUACCUCUGUCAGUGUAGUUGGCAAGGAUCAAUCUUUCACAGUAUAUGAUGACGAAGACGUACAGCAAUGGUUAAGUAAGCUUGAUUCCACAUCAAACACAAGAAAUAACGACGACGACGAUGAAAAUGGUGACAACGCAGGUGGUGACGCUGAUGAGUCCAACGAAGCAAACCCGACAGAUGCUGCUCAAGAAGGUGCGGCUGGAGACAGCACCAAUACAAAUGCAUCUGGUGCUGCUGACGAAGAUAGAAUGGAUACCGAUUAA
This is a messenger RNA of Candidozyma auris, 894 nucleotides long. It is a transcript of the gene PRE5, whose product is annotated as proteasome core particle subunit alpha 6. The record is from RefSeq and is a predicted model, not a curated record. The transcript has a single exon. Gene Ontology annotation, cellular component: nucleus; proteasome core complex, alpha-subunit complex; proteasome core complex. Gene Ontology annotation, biological process: ubiquitin-dependent protein catabolic process. NCBI's taxonomy places the organism in Eukaryota, Fungi, Ascomycota, Pichiomycetes, Serinales, Metschnikowiaceae. The coding region runs from base 1 to 894 and encodes 297 amino acids.